GAGAUUUCAAAAUGGCAGACGACUCGAAGCCAUUGAUGAGGACUCAGCAAACCACUGCUACCGAGGCCAAUGCAGUUUUCCAUGACAAAUAUCAGGGACCGCGAGCCAGGGCGUUGCAGAUUGUAUUCGUCAUUUUGGUUGCCAUUAUGGUGUUGGUCUGCGUCAUACUUUCCAUAUACCGAGGUAUCGUCGUUGGAGAAGAUGGCGGCUUGUACUUCAUGCUUGGAGUCAGUCUAGUCGGGUUUGUCGUCCUGGAAAUAAUAUUGAUAAUAUUUAUCCGACAAGGCGAACUGCCAAAAGAGAAGACGUGGUUCCUUUAUUUCCUCGGCAUGUGUGUGUUUUUGGAGGCCAUCUUUACAGACAUAUUGCUCUACAAUUGAGAAAAAAGACUGGUGCUUGACAAUUGUUGCUUAUCUGUGUUUUUCUAUUCUGGCGAUGUGGUUGCAUUCCAAUCAACACUCUUGGAAACACACAUCGCUAAUUUCCAAUAUUGUUGUUAAUUUAUUAUUCAUUGUUAUAGUGUUAAUGGUACAUUGAUCUGAUCGGUUGGCGAUUAGUCGCCUGUAUGUAUUGCAAUCGAUUGUUGUGCCAGCAGUUUUACUUGUAAUUUGAAUAAAUACUCUCGGUUUUAAUUUACAACGUUGUGCAAUGAUAGUGUAUUGAAGAAAGGUUUUAUGUCAUACGUUUUAUCAUUAAGAAAAUUGUACUGCCAAAUAUGUGUACUUUAGAUGUUAAUACGUGUCCUUCAUUGAUUGAAGGGGCAUAACUUAAACUCUUGAUAAUAACCAUAAUUUUUAAAAAAGGCGGGUUAGAAAUUAAGCCUGGGAUUUCUUUCAGUAAAAUAUAUCUCGAAAGUAAGUCCGCUUUGAAAAAGCCUUAAAAUAUGGCUCAGAUUCCUUUGCAGUCAAUUUUCUUUCACGAUAGGCUGCCUAAGUUUUGUUAAAUUGACAUAUACCUGGUAUAUCUUUGUAUAAAUAAAAAACCGAUUUGCUAAGCAUGUACUCUAUUCAGGGAAACUUUCGCUUAGUCAAAUAUUGGUUUAAACAGAGGUUCAAAUACUAUUUGUUCCUUUAUAGAUAUGUCUGACCGACUGGAAUAGUUUGAAUCACCAAUAUUUCACGAGAUAUAUAUGUCAACGUUAAUUAAUAUAUAGUGAAUGAAGGUUUAAUAACUGGUAAAAUGUGUUCAUAUAUUUUUCAUACAUAAACAAAAUCAAUGUGUGUGACUGUCUUUCUCUUUUAGCAAACUCAAAAUACUCCCAAACACGGCGUGGAAAUAAGUUUUAUCGAAAUUGAUAUUAUAUACAGUAACCGGGCUUCACAGAUUGUGUUUCACAAUACAUUGACAUAAUACCACUGACAAGUCUUUAAUAGACGAAAUGGCCAUACGCUGCAAUAUAACAGAUUAGCUUGGUUUGGCUUUCUGCAUUGAGUAACUUCAUUUUCAAAUGGAAUUUUUAAUUUUGAAUUUCCAGUAAUGCUAUUAAAAUCGCCCAUUCUUCUUUUAGUAAUUGCAAAACGUUUUCUGGGUUUUUGAUAAUAUUUUAACGCUUUAACUCGCAAAAUAUCAAUUAAUACGUCAUGGUUGUUCUAUCGCAGUCUACACAAAAUGUGUUUUUAAGUACUUUAAUUGCUAUCUUUUGUAAAUGUGUUACAUAUGGUUAAUUUAAGAUUUAAAAAAUGAAGCCUGAUGAAGUACCUGUUUAGGUUGGCCUGAAUACAACGUCGAGGAGAUAUUUAAAUUAGCCGUUAAUUUACAUUGUAAUGUGUGUUGUGGAACUAUGCCGUGAACACCCUGUUCACACAAUAACGGUACUAGUAUACAUAUAUAUAUCGCCCCUGUAUGUAGAUUAUGUUUAUUUAUGUGUUGAAAUGUGAUAUUGAUGUAACAUUAAAGAACGGAGUUCUGU
This is a messenger RNA of Mizuhopecten yessoensis (Yesso scallop), 1909 nucleotides long. RefSeq lists its product as uncharacterized. Bases 12 to 380 code for a protein of 122 amino acids. The transcript has 4 exons. Lineage: Eukaryota; Metazoa; Mollusca; Bivalvia; Pectinida; Pectinidae. The record is from RefSeq and is a predicted model, not a curated record.